Molecule: messenger RNA, 1071 nt
Organism: Clavispora lusitaniae ATCC 42720
Lineage: Eukaryota; Fungi; Ascomycota; Pichiomycetes; Serinales; Metschnikowiaceae
Gene: SEH1
Product: Seh1p
Biological process (GO): positive regulation of TORC1 signaling; cellular response to amino acid starvation
Cellular component (GO): Seh1-associated complex; nuclear pore outer ring
Molecular function (GO): protein binding; structural molecule activity
Source: RefSeq, a predicted model, not a curated record
AUGCACACAGGGCAUAUCUGCGCACCCACAUCGGCCUUCACCACCACGAUGCGUCUUUUCGAAACGGGCCACGACGAGCUCGUGCACGACAUCAAGUACGAUUUCUAUGGGCGGCACGUGGCCACGGCGUCGUCCGACCAGCACGUCAAGGUGUUUGACUUGGACCCAGACUCGGCCGCGUGGGUGCUCAACGACUCGUGGAAAGCGCACGACUCGCUGGUGUUGAAGGUGUCGUGGGCCCACCCCGAGUUCGCCUGUGCGCAGCUCUUAGCGCUGUGUCUGUACGACCGCAGCGUCAAGGUGUGGCAGGAGCUGCCCGAGGAGUUGCACGGCUCGGGCCGCCGCUGGGCGCGCUUGGCCACUUUGGCGGUCGAGUCGUACGGCCCCAUCUACGACGUGCAGUUUGCGCCGCCGCAUCUCGGGCUCAAGCUUGCGUGCGUCGGCGCCGACGGCAUCGUCCGCGUGUACGAGUCGCCCGAGCCGGCCGACUUGAGUGUGUGGUCGUUGACGGCCGAGAUCCCCAUCUUGACGCUGCAGCUUCCGACAAAGAGUCUCCAGAGCAGCUUCUGCAUCGAGUGGUGCCCGGCCAAGUUCUGUGCCCGCGAGAUGUUUGCCGUGGUGGCGUUGGACCAGGGCUUCGUGUACUGUGCCCGCGAGCAGGACGCGCCCGAGGACACGCCGCGUUUUGCCAAGUUGUGUGACUUGCCCGAGCACAACGGGCUCAUCCGCUCGGUCAGCUGGGCGCCGUCCAUGGGCCGCAGCUACCAUCUCAUUGCCACAGGCUGCAAGGACGGCUACAUCCGCAUCUUCAAGGCCGUGGAGCACGACAAUCUGUUGAAGAUGGACGUGGUGGCCGAGCUCAACGACCACGGCCUGGAGGUCUGGCGCGUGCAGUGGAACCCAACAGGCACUAUUCUCAGCUCGGCUGGCGACGACGGGAAGGUCCGCUUGUGGAAAUGCAACUACAUGAACGAGUGGCAGUGCAUGAGUGAAAUCAACACCAGCAACGGCGUCGAACAGCCGGGCACCGACGAUCCAGAGUCGGCGCAGUUCCGCCUGCCGGCGCCAUAG